AUGUCGAGUGAACCUCCGGUUAAAAAGCAGAAAUUGGAACUGUCAGACCCCACCGAGCCACUUACACAGCGCGACGUAAUUGCGUUUCAAAAGGAAGCUUUGUUCCGGUGUAUAAACACACAUAGGUCUAAGGAAGAGAGCUUGAGUCGGCAGUAUGAAGUUUGUCAGUCACAGUCUGCUCUGCUGCGAGAAAAUUGUGCAAAACUUCGCGCUAUUGUAGUUACAUUAGCUAAAACUCUUAGCGAGCUGUGCUCUGACGACGAUACAGAGGCAAAGGAAUUAUGUGCAACAAUCAUAAACGGAGACGAAAAUCAAGUGGCCGCUUCAGCCAAUGACUUUUGUACUCUUUUAGGAAAGCACUUGUCUACAGCAGUGAAUGAGCAAGACUCAGGAAUUUUGGGCCAACUUCAUAAGUUAGAUGCGUUGAAGAUUGAGCUUGCAUCGCACAAUGAGCAGCUGCGCAAAGAAGUUGGUGCCAUUAAGUCAUACUACCAGGAUGUUAUUCGUAAAUACGACCGUGAAGACAGUGCCACCGUUAAACGGGUUUUCAAAGACUCUGACAAGGCUGAAGAAGAGAACCAAGAUCUACCAAAUACCGAACCAGAGCAGGCAAAAGUCAAGGUGGAAGAGGAGGAGGACACAGUAUCUAAAUUGGAACAUGAGAUAGAAUUACAAAAACUUAAUUCUGAGAUUGAAGUUUUGAGAAGCAACUUAAAAGAUUUGGAGACGUGGAAAACCAAAAAUGAACAAGAGCUUAUUAAACUACGCACUGAGUUGGCCACUUUGAGUAGCUCAAAAGAUAAUAAUUUAGAGAAUAACGCUGACCGCGAGGCCCUUUAUCAGAAAGUAAAGCACCUGACUGAUGAGAAUAAUGAACUAGCUCAUGCUAAUGAUGCAUAUUUAACCAAGUUUCAAAGCUUAGUACAAGAAAGGGAAAUAUUUUCCAAUAAGUUAUCGACAGAAUUUCAAACUGCACAGGAUGCAUUAAAGAAACACAACGCAACUUUAGAAAAAGAUCUUGUUCGCAUAAGAGCAACUAGAGAUGAACUGUUGAGUAAAGUUGCAGUGCUCGAAAGUCAAAAAUCGAAAUCUGAAAUCUUGAAUGAUGUCAACCAUGUAUUGGAUCUUCAGAAGGAACAGGUACAAAAAAUGGAACUUAGAAUGGACUCUAAAUCACAUGAAGGUAGCCAAGAUGCGCUCAUGAAGGAGUUACAGGACUUAGAGAAGGCGUUUAAAGAGGUGAGCCAACUUUCUCUCAAGAAAUACUCUGAUUAUGUCAAUCACGAAUCAAUAAUUUCAAAACUUACGGUAGAGAAAACAAAGGCAGAUCAAAAAUAUUAUGCUGCAAUGAGAUCAAAAGAUUCAAUUUUGAUUGAAAAUAAGAACCUCUCCAAGAAUUUGCAUAAGUCUAAUGAACUCAUCUCACAACUGAAAGAUCUAGAGCGCAAUUUACAAUUAAAGAUUGAAAAUUUGAACAAACAGAUGCAAUUAUCCCAAAAUAACGAGAAACGCCUUAUCGAUUCAAACAAAUCAACCUCACUCAAAAUCAUGGAUCUUACGUCUCAGCUGAGUAAAACUAAAAAGGCAGCCGAAUCUUCAUUACAGGAUAAAUCAAAAUUGGUGGGGGAAAACACUCGCUUAGAAUCUCAGGUUCAUACAUUAGAAACUGAAAACAACACCCUCAAACUGAAAUUAUCUCACGCCGAUAAUAAGGCAAAGAAACUACAUGAAUCACUAUUGUCCAACGGGGGUGACAAUGCAAUUAUAGCUGAGGAGCUAGAAAACUUUAGAACAGUAGUUUACUGUUCGCUGUGCUCUAAAAACUGGAAAGAUACCGCUAUAAAAACUUGUGGGCAUGUAUUUUGUGCGGAUUGUUGCAAAGAAAGGUUAGCCUCCAGAAUGAGAAAAUGCCCAACUUGCAACAAAGGAUUUAGCGGUAAUGAUCUUCUAGUGGUGCAUUUGUAA
Lachancea fermentati is the source of this 1965-nucleotide messenger RNA. The record is from the annotation of a GenBank genome assembly. NCBI's taxonomy places the organism in Eukaryota, Fungi, Ascomycota, Saccharomycetes, Saccharomycetales, Saccharomycetaceae.